Centropristis striata (black sea bass) is the source of this 1407-nucleotide messenger RNA. RefSeq lists its product as uncharacterized. The transcript has 6 exons. NCBI's taxonomy places the organism in Eukaryota, Metazoa, Chordata, Actinopteri, Perciformes, Serranidae. The record is from RefSeq and is a predicted model, not a curated record. The coding region runs from base 79 to 720 and encodes 213 amino acids.
AAGCAAACUGUCUUCCGAUAAUUCAGCCAGCAGUCAGAAGAGACACACGCGGAACUUAGUAGGCUACAAGACGACCUCAUGAAUCAGAAGAUGAUAUUUAAGAAGCUUUCGGCGCUUUUGUCGAUCGCUCUCCUACUUCCGGAGAUGAUUCUCUCCGCCGCCACCGGAUCUGACCUGACCUGUGAUGUCACCCGCUUGGCUGACGGGUUCGGGUUCCUCUACCAGCUGUCCCGACCGCUCCAGUCGCCCCAGUGCAGCACCUGCUGGGAGGACCUGAACAACAACGUUAUCGCUCGGGACUCUAACUUUAACGGGACUCUGGUCAACAACCUGACGGAGAGCUCCAUCACCAUGAAGAGCUGCUGGGACUACCUGCACUUCAUAAAGGACAACCUACAGUGUUCGGGGAGCUGGGAGGAAGCUCACUGCAGAGUGAACUGCACCCUUCUGCAGGAGGAGGAUCCUCCUCUGAGCACUGUGAUCCCCACACACAGGACCUGCCUCUCUGAAAGCUGGUGUCCUCCUACACUCAACGUCUGCCUGGUUAUCAUCUUUGUCCUUCUUCUGAUUGCCGGUAUCUUCUUUGCUUUGUACCUCUGGAGACGCUUUAAGCUCAAGAGAGAAGAGUCUGCAGCAGGCACAGUUGCAUACAGUCACCCAGAACAGAUCCGAGUGGAGACGGGAGAUGUUGGUGAUCAGCGUAAAGAUAUCUUAAGAUGAGUUGUGGAACAAAACCUGUGAAAAAAAGGAAAAAAAGUUCCUUAAUAACCAGGAAAAUGAAGUGUGUAUGAAAAAGAACGAAACAUAAUCACCAAAAGUGCUCCAGAAACAAAAGAGAUUAAAUAGAAACAUAUAUUAUGGUAUACGUUAUAAUAUAAUAUAUAAGUAAAGCGAGAGAAAGGUGAAACAAGUGAUAUACUCACAUGAUAUUUUAACGCAUGUCUAUAAUAAUAUUAUAUUAUUUAAAAAGGACAACUUUUAUGAGUUUAAGAAGAACCUUCCUGAACAAGAUUUUCUUUAAACCAAUAAAGAGAAUCAUGCUGUUUUUACUGAUGUUCAUAGAAAAUUAUCAGGAUCUAAAGAAAUAAAAGCAUUUAUUUUUUUAAGAGGGGGGCUUUUUAAGCACUUUUUUUUUUUCUGAAUUUUGUGUUUUUCUGCUCAUUUUAAACAAGCUCAAGCCAGGACAAACCGUUCAGAGGUUCAAAGCUCAGCACAGAGGAACCAAAAAGCUACUUUAAGUGUUUUAAGGGGACCAGAACUUCACAGAAAACCUGAGUCACGUGCUCAGACUCUCCUUGUGUGGCUGAUCGCUCUCUCUGUAUUUUACAGCCCAGUUUCAGGUGGAUUUUGUUAGCUCUGGAUAGAGCCAAGCUAGCCAUUUUCCAGUCUUCAUGCUAAGCUAAGCUA